AUGCAUAAGCCUAGCAACUACCGCAUCUCAGAGCACCGGCGUAUAUUCGUUGACCGAUGGUCGGAUCGUUCAUCAGACGAUUACUCGAUUGAAACUUCUCUUGAUCAACGACAGUAUGAUAUCGGUAAGGCUGUUGAUCGGAUAAGACAAUAUCAAGGCAUGGAUAACUCCGAAAGUGAAAUAAUUUAUUAUCGGAGACCCGGUGCUUCAGAUAACUUUGCUCUACCAUAUGUAGCUGAUGGCGAGAGAAGCUUUGACAGCCGUGAAAGCGCCAUCGAACGGAGCCCGUUUAACUACAGGUACUAAAAGCGCAUCUGCAAACAAUCCAAGCACUUUUUAUCCAUUUGAUUUGAACUCAACCCAGAUAAAAUAAAUUGGUACCCGACAGGAUUGUUUCCUUGAAGGCACUAAGCAAUGGAAACAGCCGACCUAAAACCGGGGUAAUAAACACAUCAGUGCGCCACGGAAUAGAUUAUCAUCUACAAUGACCAUACAAAUGCUUAUUCAUUGUCACCCAGAUCGACAUUAGAACAUUCUCCUGAGGACGACAAGAACACACUUGUCGAAACGUCGAGA
Messenger RNA from Lytechinus variegatus (green sea urchin), 576 nucleotides. RefSeq lists its product as uncharacterized. The transcript has 3 exons. Bases 1 to 306 code for a protein of 101 amino acids. The record is from RefSeq and is a predicted model, not a curated record. Lineage: Eukaryota; Metazoa; Echinodermata; Echinoidea; Temnopleuroida; Toxopneustidae.